AUGACAGCAGCACAAAGCAGAGCCCACUCCUGGGUUCAACCGGGCCAGAAGGCUCGCAAAUCACCCAAGAGCCUCAGCCGGCACGGGUCCAUCAAAGUCGCGGCGGAUUCGAGUCCAACGGCCCAAACUCUCAUCCUAGACCAGACCCGCACGAACCUCAAAGAGUUCGUGGACCGCUGGACUGACACUCCAGUGCAGUUUUUCCCUCGGGAACCCGAAACUGGAAUUAAUGUCAACAACAGCGGGUCCGGCAGGCAGCCCGAACCCCCAACAGCAGCUGCAGCAGCAUCCGUAGCCGAACGACCUCGAUGGCUCCGGGCUCUUCAAAUGGAUUCAUUCGACCAGAGUUCCUCUACUCCGGCGCGGAAGAAACGGGCUCAUCGCGACGACAUAGAAAAAAUGAUGGAUUUUUCCGAGGCGUCCAAGCGACGGAAUUCGCUCGGGCUCGGGUCCAAGGUGGCCAAUGUGCUGGCUACUGUGGCUUGCACCAAGGCCACUAACGCGGAUGUGAAUCGAGUGCACAGUUUCUGCGACAAGAAAACGACUCUGUUGGCCAACAGGAUCCGCGAGCGACACGCUUUAAUGGCGAAGCAACUCGAAGAGUGCAAAUUCCAGCACCCUAAAAUCACCAAAGCUCGAACAUCUGAGCUUCCUUUGUCCGCAACCGAGGAUAACGAUGAUGUUCGCCCACCUUGGAUGAAUCCCUCAUUUCAAUCUGCUGCUCCGCCAACUGUGAUGAAUAACGGGACAAAUUCUUCAGCUCCAAGCACUUCUUCCCUUAAUCUCCAGGCAAAAAGUUCAAUUCCAAUCGCUUCUUUGCUGAAUCUCCCCGCAAAUACUCCAACCAAAGUCCCUGACGAUAUAACACUCAUAAUUACCUCAAGCACUCCUCCGCAAAAAGAGCAACCAGCAACGACAACAAGCACGAGUAGCAGUCCUAGAAAGAGAAGCGAAGAUCUGACAAUUUCCAAAGACAAGGACACACGCGUGGAAAUACUGAGCAUAAAAAACUUUGUUGAAUCUAAAAAAUCCUCAUCCUUCGGAAAUCUGCCCAAAACUGAAGCUGAAUCGAAGACGCUACCGAAGAAAGACAAGAAUCCAGAAAAUGGCCAUACGGUACUUAAACCACCAACAGGAAAUGAUACCAAAAUGAGCAUUGAUACGAAGGAUAAAACACUCGAAGAGACAGUGACAGAAAGUACGAGUCUCUCAGCUGGCGCGCAGAAUAACUCGACAAAAAUGGAAAACGCAUCGACCAAAAAAGCAAAAGAGAAUGAAUCGAUGCUCACAAAAAAUCCCGCAGGAGACGAGAAAGUGAUAAGAGCACCUCCGCUAUCAUCAUCUAUUGAACCCGAGAUACAUUUUGGCACUGGGAGUAAUGCCAGUAAACCUAGGAGAAAAGAUGGAGUCGCGCAUGGCCCUGCUGCAGCACUUAUUGCAGCAGGAACUUCGUCGCCGAGUAUUUAUACCCAGAAUUCCAGAAGUGAUGAAUCAAACUUAACAGCCCAAUCAUACCAUAAAGUCUGUGUCCCAGAAAGAAUUAUUCCCGCAGUGAUACUGAGGACAGCUGCUGAGGACAUCCCGUUGUGCAAUACAAUGCAAUAUUCUCUGGGUUCUUCAACCCAAGAUGGUUUCCUCAAGAUCCCUGCUCCUUCAUCAGCAUCAGCGCCUCAACCUAAGCCAGAAAAUGCACUUAUUCUCACGAGAAAAAAGUCCAGGGCGCCAGAUCCUCCGAACAAACCUCAAGACGCACACCAGAUGGUUGAGGAAAAAUUUGGUCAAAUUUCCGAAGCUAGAUUUUUACAAACCGGCGGGAUUUCAAGAAUUCGUCCUACGAGACAUUCAAUGUUCACGAAGCCAUUCGUUGCUUCGAAUUCGAGUACACUUUUAUCGAAGGAAGAAGCAGACAUUUACCUUGAGCCCAAAACACGCGCCAUCAGUUCGCCAUCAGCAGCAGGAGAUGCAUCAACGUUGAUGCUCCCGAGCGGAUUUGCGACACUGCAGAGAAGUACCCCGAGGAAUUCUGGGAUAAGUGCUGGUGAUGGAUUUUCUGCGAAUACCCCCUUAAUUGGAGCCACCGGAAUCAGCCGGAACUCGGCAAUAGUUUCGAGACCCGGAGAACCGACGACGAUGUCUCCCAGCAACGUCGGUUUCGCGUCAUUAGCUAGAAACAAACCGUGUCGAAACUCCGCCAUAUUUUCAAAAGGCCCGAUUCUCCCCACGUCACUACAGUCUCGCAUCGGCGAUUUAGCGAAAUCGAUAGAAAAGAAAACGAAUCGAGAAACUGACUCAUUCCUUCGUCGUCAUUCCACAAUUUUCGAUACCAAUAAAGCGGUGCCGGAAAAUGGAUCCUUCGUUUCGAAGGGCAUGAAAUCAGCAACUGAUGCCUAUUCCUCUGCUGGCCCUGAUUCGGGCACUCGACUGAUGCAACACCCGGUGUCUUCCUUGCCGAGGGACUUUUCAACGACUCAUCGUGACAUGUCAUCUCGGUUAUCAGGUGUCGAGAAAAGUGUGCCGAAAUUUCCGCAGAACUCCGACAGCGCCCGAGUGAGAACAUUUAGGAGCUUGGAUCAAUCCGCGUCCUCGUCGUUGUCGACUCAGUCGCGGUUCAGUUCGACCUCGUCAUUGCCGCCAAGCUCACCUGAUUCUCCCGGCGGUUCCUUCAAAUCAGGUUCCUUGUUCAGCAAGAAUUUUUGGUCGAAGAAAAAGUCCACUUAA
Molecule: messenger RNA, 2718 nt
Organism: Notodromas monacha
Lineage: Eukaryota; Metazoa; Arthropoda; Ostracoda; Podocopida; Cyprididae
Source: the annotation of a GenBank genome assembly